AUGGCGGACGACGAGGGUGCGGCAUACUGGCAAGGCGUGUACGGGCAGCCGAUACACGUCUACUCGAACGAGCGGCCGGGCCCAGAGGGCGAGCUAGAACGAAUGACGGACGAAGAAUACUCCCAGCACGUCAGGCAGAAGAUGUGGGAGAAGACGCACCAAGGCUUACUAGAAGAGAGGGCGCGUCGGGAAGAAGCACGGAAACGCAAAAAGGAAGAGGAAAAGAUUAAUAGGAAGCUCCAAGAGGACAUGGAGCGGAGCCUGCGUCGCGGAGAGGAGCGGCGCAAGAAGAGAGCGUGGGUCCAGCUGUGGGAAGACUACACCCGAGGCUGGACAGAGUGGGCCAACAGCGUGGACAAGAUUCCCUGGCCUGUAGAAAGCGGGCGACGGAGAGACAUCAACGAAAAGGAAGUCCGACGGUUUAUCGUCAACGGUCUCGGCCUCGACGACAUUGGCGAAAAGGAGUUCGCUGCAAAGCUGCGCGAGGAGCGCGUGCGGUGGCAUCCUGACAAGAUGCAGCAGAAGCUUGGCGGACAGGUGGACGACGAGGUCAUGAAGGAUAUUACGGCGAUUUUCCAAAUCAUUGAUAAAUUAUGGGCAGAUACCCGGUCGAAGGCGUAG
This is a messenger RNA of Colletotrichum fioriniae, 621 nucleotides long. RefSeq lists its product as uncharacterized. NCBI's taxonomy places the organism in Eukaryota, Fungi, Ascomycota, Sordariomycetes, Glomerellales, Glomerellaceae. Gene Ontology annotation, biological process: canonical NF-kappaB signal transduction. The record is from RefSeq and is a predicted model, not a curated record.